This is a messenger RNA of Saitoella complicata NRRL Y-17804, 1146 nucleotides long. RefSeq lists its product as uncharacterized. The transcript is spliced from 3 exons. The coding region runs from base 1 to 1146 and encodes 381 amino acids. Lineage: Eukaryota; Fungi; Ascomycota; Saitoellomycetes; Saitoellales; Saitoellaceae. The record is from RefSeq and is a predicted model, not a curated record.
AUGCCUCCAAGACCCGCAAAUACGAUUGUAAAGAGUACUGAUAAACAGCCAGCUCUGUUCCCGUUCCAGGUUGCGUUGGCGGUGACUUUACUUCGCUCCAAACCCCCAGGCGUUCCCAUCAAAGAUUACAUACAAUCCCUAAAGGAAGGCCUCAUCGUCACUGGCCCUCUACCCGAGGAGAAAGAGCAACAACACCACCUCGAUGCCGCCAAUUUCUGGAAACGCAAAUAUGAGGCAGCCGAAGAGGAGUCGAUGAGGAAUAAAGCAGACCUCGUGAUUGCGAAACAAGAUUUGGAUAAUACGCGUCGCCGGCUGAAACAAUUGGCUUCUUCGUCCUCAGCUGGUGCUGGUGGUGAUGACGACUAUGAGUUCACCAACCCUUCGACAAAUCCCCUCCCUACCUCCAAGAAGCGAAAAACAAAGCCGGCUGCGACCACGGUCAACCUCCUCUCGCACUACACACCCCCAACUCUUCCUAGCACGCUCUUCCCUUCCGCUACAUCCUCGACGAGUACCCUCCUCACCUCUCUCCGAGUCCUACACACACCCGGAUUGCCGGUGGGGAUGUACGCCGAAUCCGUCUCACACGCCCUCAAAAUCAUAUCGACGUCUCUCAAAGCCCACGUCUCGUUUCCAAACAUCAACAAGCAGCCGCACCUCAUGUCUAAUUUAACCACAAUGGCUUGCGCAAUCGCCUCUAAGGCAUCCGCAGACUGCGCACUUGUCAUCGUCGAUCUCGUCAGUGUCUGCCUGGAUUUACUCUUUGUCAACGCCCGAAACAUCCUCAACGCACUUUACAAGUCCCCUACGAAGGAGACGCUCGGUGUAGACGACCUCCGUAUCGACCUCGCACGCCUCGCACUCACCCUCCUCCGCGCGUACAAACACAAACCCGGAACCCACGACGAGAUCUGCACCCACAUCCUCACCCUCUUCCCCACGCCUCGCACAGCCAGAGAAGAUAAGCGGACACGGAGAGAGGUGGAGUGGUAUUUGGUUUGGGUUAUGAAGGGGUUGACUGUGAGGGAGGAUACGAGGAGGAGGAUUGAGGAGGUUGUGGUGUGGAGGGAUGGCUAUGGGGGGAGGGGGAGGAGGGGGGGGUGGGUUGGGGAGGGGGUGGUGUGGGGGGUCGGGGUUGGGAUUUAG